CUGCUGCGACGUAACGCUGUUAUACAAUUUAUUGCUCACAAGUGCAUGUCUUAUUAAUCGUUGAUGGUACAUAUCGCCAUUUGUCGUCUGGGGAUUGGGACAAUUGUGUGAAAGCUAAAGAGCGUUCUAGAAACUACAUAUGGUACAUGUGAUAAAAUUUUAUUGAAUAUUCGUUUACAGAGAAGAAUGGGACUUGAAAUAAAUGAAAAAUACCAAACAUCGUGAGUAAACUGAAAGUGAUAUUUUAUUUAAAAAUGUCAGACCAGGGCGAACAUUACCACCGGCAACAUACAAAUCGUGUGUCUUCAACAAGUGACGUUAGAAUAGGGCAAAGAAACCAGAUGUUUGCGCGCUCACCACAUCCAUCUCAUUCGGGUGGCUUAGAACGAGUUGAAGAAGAAUCGAGUGCUGUGGUGGAUUCUUCAACUGAUCAUAAAUACAGACCAGCUUAUAUGUAUUCAAAUCAUCAUGGCAUGGAGCAACAAAAUGUCUCUCACAGCAACAUGACAUUCAAGAGAUCUACACAACAAGGAUAUUUUCGUUUCCCCAUUACACCUCCAUAUUAUGAUAAUAGGUACAGUUGUACAAACCCAAUGUGUAGAGAAACACAAUAUUGCUAUGAACAUCAGAUGAAUCCAUACAUCAGUUCUUCAGUACCAAUGCCUUCAAGUCCAUUUAUGCACGAUUGCUCUUUUCCGCGUCAAGUAUGCCGCAAAUCUCCCUUGUUGCUGAAUCAAAAUGCCAUAAAAUCAAGAGUAGAAGAUGAUGUAUUAAGACCAAAACAUGAAUGGCCGAUUGCUUACAGAUCAAAUCAUAUAAUGACGGAUCCACCGACACCAACAACUCCUGCCCAGCAUUUGGCAACAAUAUUCAAUAGUAAAGACAAUACUAGCAUACCUCCUUCAACGGCAACAUCAUUAAGAUCAAGUAAUCUGGAACCGUUUAUGCAUCCGUCAAAUUUUCCCAGUCCAAGACAAUCCGCGCGACUAACGCGAAAACGUGCAAUGUCUACUUCGCCAGCCUUGUCCAUUGAUUCAAUUGAUAUAAACAGUUUGAUUCGUACAUCUCCCGACUCCCUGAUUGCUUACAUAAAUGCUCCUAGAUUAUCUUCGGCUGGCUCGUACGGUCAUCUUAGCGCCAGUUAUAAGUCCUCGCCAAAGCCACCACGGUCAUCUUUAAUGCGUUCACCAAUGUUCGGCUGCUGGCAAACAACACCAACAUUAGGUGUGAGACCAAUGUCGUCGCAACAUAGUGAUCAGAAAGACAAAGAACCUGAGGUGAAGCAGACAAUUGUUAAGGAAGAAAAUACCUGUAGUGACAAAGAUAUUAAACAUGAAAAGAACGAGAAAGAGGAUAACAUGAUUGUUGACGAAAAAUUGCCUUCAUUCACUUCUUAUACGGAAACGGACAAGCGAGAGUCUGAUGCAGAAAACGAGGAGAACAACGAAGGAGUAGGAAAAGAUAAAAACAACAACAAGUUUUUAUGUCAAUGGAAAGACUGCAAUAUUUUGUUUCAAACACAAGAAGACUUGGUCAAACAUGUGAACACAGAUCACAUCAAAAAAGAAAAAAGAGACUUUACUUGUCAUUGGAUUGACUGUCAACGUGAACAGAAACCAUUCAAAGCUCAAUAUAUGCUAGUUGUUCACAUGAGGCGACAUACGGGAGAAAAACCUAAUAAAUGCUCAUUUAAAGGUUGUAACAAAGCUUACUCGAGACUUGAAAACUUGAAAACUCAUGAGAGAUCUCAUACGGGAGAAAGACCAUACGUGUGCGAGUUUGAAAAUUGUACCAAGGCAUUUACAAACGCAUCUGAUCGGGCUAAACAUCAAAACAGGACACAUUCAUCGGUGAAACCAUACAUUUGCACUGUUGAAGGGUGCACUAAACGUUAUACGGAUCCAAGUUCUCUCAGAAAACACAAGAAAACAUGUCACCCAGAACAUUUCAAUGGAGCCAAAAAGCCGAAAGUUGACGAAGGGAAACGCAAACAACCAAAUGAAGAGACUAAGAAUGUUGCUGGAGAGACUAAAAGCUCGACGACAAAUAACAGCUCAAUAAAGAGAAAGACGCAAAUUUCAAAUCAAUCAAAUAGAACAGGUGAUCAGUCAAGCAAAGGUAGUAAAGAUCCAAAGGAUAGUGGACAAGGAAAGAAUAUGCUAAACCUUCAACCAGCCGAGUUUUCACCACAAAGCUUUAGCGGUGAGUUGACGUCAUCUUCUAGCUGUGUCGAUAGUCCACAUUCAACACAUGUAGCUUGUGAAGAAACGGACGAAAAUCCCAUAAGUCCCGCGACAGUUGGAACUCAAAAUAAAAGUAAUACGUCGUCAAAAUCACCUAAAGCAAAUGAGAUGCGCUCGUUCCAAGAUCGCCGUGAAAUGCCAGAACUUGGUCUUGGUGGAGGUGGUGAUGUUCUUGUUGAAAAUCUAAUUGUACCAAAUCGGCUGUCACUACCCACAAUCAAUAAACAAAAUGAUGUAGGUAAAUGGGUUGCAGACGUAACUCAGAGUAUGAACCACGUCAACAGGUAUCCAAACGAGCUCAGAGAAAACUAUGCAGUAGAUUAUAGUAGUAGACGAUCAAGCGAAAGUGGAGUAUCAUCAUAUAUAAGUAGCCGAAGAUCAAGUGAAAUGAGUACAGUAACUAAGCAACCAUACACUACUGUACCAACAGUUGUUGAAGAGACUGUAAAUGAUAUAUUCUCACCAAAUAAACAUACCAAUGAUGCACAAAAGCAACAGCAAUUUCCGCCAAUCAACCAAUGGAAUCCAAGACAUUCUCCUGCACCUGAUGCACUCCACAUAGAACAAAGACGCUCCAGUAGUGGAUACGGAAGCCAUCAUAAUCUUGCAGUUAUUCGAAGCCCGGUAUUCCAUAAAGUACCAAUGCAGAACUCUACAGAGCCUUUACCAAACAGACGCAUGAGUGAUAGCAUCAUAUGUGAAGCGGAUAGUUCCAACAGAUAUCUACCGAUAAAGAAUAACAAUAUGGGUUCACGUCGAAGUAGCGAGCCAGUUACUAAUUACUAUUCCAAUGGAUCAAGUGAUUUACAUUCUCAAUAUUACCCACAAAUUAGGCAAAAUGGAUCAAGUGAUUUACACUCUCAAUAUUACCCACAAAGUAUGCAAAACAUACAGCAUACAUUAGAAAGCAAUUAUGGACCACAUAACAUGAUAAACAACCAUCGAGCACAUUCACGACCACAGCCCUUAGAUAGAGGACAAAAACUCUCACACUAUCCUUACUCCAUUGAAGAAAGAAACUCGCCGUAUCAACCAAAUCCACCUAAUCACAACGUAAGAUGUAAGCCACCUCAGCCAAACUUGCAGCAAACAACAAACUUGUGGCAACACGAACACCAUAUAAAUCAACAACUACUAAAAGUGAGAGAUCGAGAGAGUCAAUGUACUAUUUUACCUGGGCAAAUCUAUCAAAAUGACGUCAACGGAAAUACUAUGAAUCAGCAACCAGGAGUUGAGUGUGAUCAGAUCGUGAAUAAUCACGGAGCAGAGGGCUCUUACGAAUCCAUGUUAAACGGGAUAAACAAUUUAAAUACCAACGACAUGGCACACGAUCCUGGUUUACAAAACAUACCAUCAAACAUGGUUAUAAAUGAUAUGAACACUUUGUUGAAUUCAUUAAUAGAAGAAGAAAGGUACUUAGAUAAAAAUCAAGCGCAAAACAAUAUGACCAGUAUGCUUUCGCAUAUUUUUUAAUGCAACAUAAAGACGCAUUCCAAAAGCUGUAAAGUCAUGCAUAUUUUAUUUUACUUUAAGAUGUCCUUUACUUGCAAUAAUUUAAACAGUAGUACGUAGUUAGUUCUCGGAGAUGCCUUUUCAUUAUCAAAAGAUAGAAAAUACCUUGGCAUCAUUACUGUAAAUACUAAUACUAUAUAAACACUAUAUUUUGAGUAAAAAAAACACACUCUCUACAA
Molecule: messenger RNA, 3934 nt
Organism: Xenia sp. Carnegie-2017
Lineage: Eukaryota; Metazoa; Cnidaria; Anthozoa; Malacalcyonacea; Xeniidae
Product: transcriptional activator GLI3-like
Biological process (GO): regulation of transcription by RNA polymerase II
Cellular component (GO): nucleus
Molecular function (GO): DNA-binding transcription factor activity, RNA polymerase II-specific; RNA polymerase II cis-regulatory region sequence-specific DNA binding
Source: RefSeq, a predicted model, not a curated record